AUGAGCAGUUUCACGAAUAAAUCGCACUUCAUCGGUCCUCCGCAGAGUCCGGAAAACAGGGGCUCAACUGUUGGCAGUAACAGUGCUUGGGAUUUAGGAAACGAUGUAUAUCUUUGCUGUUACGACGAGUCGAUCGACAGAGGGAUGCACUCGGUACAGCCGGGUCUGGGCAGACACCUGCCGUUGCUUCACCACCAUCAUGGCCUGGAGGAGGAAGCUUAUCCCGGCUGUCAUGGUCGCAGUUCAGCGGCAGCCUACCUCGAAACGGGCCACCUGGAUUAUAAAAGUGAGGGCACUGUCGCCCCUUCGGAAAGCAGGAAGAGGAAUCGGUCCAACAGUUCCAGGCACCGUUUCGAGACAGUCACAGAGCUGGGACCCGAGGAAGUGAGGUGGUUUUAUAAGGAGGACAAAAAAACCUGGAAGCCUUUUGUUGGACAUGAUUCCCUGAAAAUUGAGAUCAUGUUUCGCAAAUUUUGUGAACUGAAUCCUGAGCGAAGUGGACCAUCCCCGGCUGUGCCAAGUACUGUGGCGCAGGCUGAAAGAAGCUACAUAGAGUUCCCUGACCCCACGGAGGAAAGGGAUGUGUUAGAUAUUAGUAUCAACGUUGAACCGGUGUGUGUCAGGGGAGGACUCUACGAGGUGGAUGUCAAAGAAAAAGAGUGUUAUCCAGUGUAUUGGAAUCAACAGGAUCGGAUCCCCGUCAUGAGAGGCCAGUGGUUUAUCGAUGGCACGUGGAUGCCCAUGGAGGAAGAGGAGAGCGACCUCAUCGAGACGGAGCACCUGGCCCGUUUCCGGGGGCAACAAAUGCAAGACUCCUUCGAGACUGAUGUGGUGGCCAAGACGGUGGACAGCAAGGACGUUCUCUCCCACCUGCCCCCUUUCUAUCUUCCAUUUCUGUUCAAAUGGAGCGGAUAUCAGACGAGCGCUAAAACCACAUGUCACAAGCGAAAACGCUGUCAAGCUGUCCAUAGUCUAAAACUGAGUCGGAGUCAUGUUGACUGGCACAGUGUGGAUGAAGUCUAUCUCUACAGUGAUGCCACCACCUCAAAAAUUGCCCGAACUGUCACCCAGAAACUGGGCUUCUCCAAAGCCUCCAGCAGUGGCACAAGGUUGCACAGAGGUUAUGUAGAGGAGGCAUCUCUGGAGGAUAAACCUCCACAGACAACACACAUUGUGUUUGUGGUGCAUGGCAUUGGACAGAAGAUGGACAAGGACCGUAUCAUCAAGAACACUGGCAUGAUGAGGGAAGCUGUCAGAAAGAUGGAGGAGAAACAUUAUGGAGAUCACACAGAGGAGCACGUGGAGUUUUUACCAGUGGAGUGGCGUUCUAAUCUGACUUUAGACGGAGACACGGUUGACUCCAUCACCCCGGAUAAAGUGCGAGGACUGAGAGAUCUCCUUAACAGCAGCGCCAUGGACAUAAUGUACUACACUAGCCCACUGUACAGAGAUGAGAUCACCAAAGGUCUGACUCAAGAGCUGAACAGACUCUACACACUGUUUUGCCAGCGGAACCCUGAGUUUGAGCAAAAGGGCGGGAAAGUGUCCAUUGUCUCUCACUCUCUGGGUUGUGUGAUCGCCUUCGAUAUCCUGACGGGCUGGGAUCCUGUACGGUUCUGUCUGCAGGUACAGCAGGAGCUGGAUGAGAAGGUCUUAUGCUGCAUGAGCAAUGAGCAGCGCCACCUACUGGAGCAAGUGCAGAUGACACGACAGAGGUUACUAGAGCUAGAAGAUCAACUCCAAGGUCUGGAGGCAUCCAAACCUCUGGCCCCUCCAGUCCUAAAGUUUAAGGUGGAGAAUUUCUUCUGUAUGGGUUCUCCCUUGGCAGUGUUUCUGGCGUUGCGUGGGAUUCGACCGGGGAACAGCGGACAACAAGACCACAUCAUGCCCAAAUUCAUUUGCCAACGUCUUUUCAACAUCUUCCACCCUACAGACCCUGUGGCUUACAGGUUAGAACCGCUUGUUCUGAAACACUACAGCAAUAUAGCACCUGUGCAAAUACACUGGUGGAACACAACCAACCCCACUCCUUAUGAUGAGAUCAGACCCACCUUUCUGAACCCAGUAAAGGAGCCAACAUCCGAUACAGAGAGUAUUCCCAGUCCCAGUACGUCUCCCGUACUGGCCCGAAGACACUACGGAGAAUCCAUUACCAACCUCGGCAAAGCCGGCAUACUGGGUGCUGCCAGCAUUGGGAAGGGAAUUGGAGGGAUGCUGUUUUCACGCUUUUCCCGUUCAAGCAGUCAGCCGUCAGGGGUGGAUAGUGGGGUGGUGGAGAGUGAGGAGAAGAGCCAGUCAGCCUACGGCCUCUCCACCAUGUCCCAGUCCACCUCCACCAUUAUGGACACCACAGUUGAGCUGGAACAUCGCAUCGACUACGAGCUGAGGGAGGGUCUUGUGGAGAGUCGCUAUUGGUCGGCAGUGACGUCACACACUGGCUAUUGGACAUCUCUCGACGUGGCACUGUUCCUGCUGACCUUCAUAUACAAGCAACAGAGCUCAACUCAGUCUACUCAAGACAAUCCUGACCCCGAAUAA
Chanos chanos (milkfish) is the source of this 2538-nucleotide messenger RNA. RefSeq names its product DDHD domain containing 1a (gene ddhd1a). Bases 1 to 2538 code for a protein of 845 amino acids. Lineage: Eukaryota; Metazoa; Chordata; Actinopteri; Gonorynchiformes; Chanidae. The record is from RefSeq and is a predicted model, not a curated record. Gene Ontology annotation, molecular function: glycerophospholipase activity; metal ion binding. Gene Ontology annotation, cellular component: cytoplasm. The transcript is spliced from 15 exons.